GGAUCAUAAUGCACUCAGGAACGGGCUGGCGAGCGGUGUCGGUGCGAUCUGCAUUUCGCUUUCGAAAAAGCGGUGCAGGCCGGAAGGGCUCACAAACAUGCAAGCUCGUUAUUGUUGGAAUGAUCCUCGCGUACUAUACAGGCAUCGCUAUCCCCAAGCCCAUCCACAAGCAUUCCUACAUUCCCCUCCUUCCAGAAAGGCGGCCCCGGCAAGGCACACUACCGGCCCAUCCAACCCCCGUCCACGACGAGCAGCUCGCCGCACACGUACUGGCUCGCCCUGCUCGCGAGGAAGACGACGGGCCCCGCAAAGUCCCUCGGUUCGCCCCACCGCCCAGCGGGGAUGCGCUCCGAGAUCUGGCGGAGGCGCGCGGGGUCCUGGAGGAGCUUCUCGUUCAUGUCGGUCGCGAUGUAUCCCGGGCAGAUCCCGUUCACCUGCACGUUGUCCUUGCUCCACUCAUUGCUGAGCGCCUUCGUGAGCUGGCCGAGCGCGCCCUUCGCCGCCGCAUACGCGGGCACGGUGAACCCGCCCUGCGCCCAAGCAAGCCACCGUCAGCCACCACGUCCCAGCCACCGCACACGCAAAAGGCCCAGUCGAUCGACCCGGAGAAGGGCGAGAAGCAGCCGGGUGAACGACGCCGCGGGCGCGCGCAUCAGGGUCCGUAUGGGAGAGCGUUUGUGGGCCCCGCGGCGGAAUGCGGGAGGCGCACACGGAGACACACACGCACCUGGAACGUCAGCAGCGAGCAGAAAUUGAUGAUCUUGCCGCGCCGCCGGGCGACCAUGUGCUGUCCGGCGGCCUGCGCGAGCAGCCAGACGGACUUGAGGUUGACGUUCAGCACCUAUGUGAACAGCAAGGGUCAGCGAAUCUCUACUUUAUCAUUGAUCUGCGGAAGGCGGAUCGCAAAGGGUCUCAGGGUGAAGGUGAAACGGGGAUGAAGGGAUAGGAUGGGAUGUCGUAGCGUAUCAACACCGUACGUCACCGUCGAAACCAUGGUCAGAACGCGCAGACGCUCGAGCAAGGCAACGCCCGCGCAGCGUAGCGCACAUCGUGUAUCCUGCUAUCCCCGGAUACCUCACGCACGCACAUCCAGCGCCCAUCGCAGGGCCGCCACCCAUGCAACGGUGCGUCAGCGAACGCCCGCCAGCCACGGCCCGCCAUCGGUCCUCCAACUUCGACGCUACGACGACCAAACCGGGAAAUGAAAGAAAAGGCACCACCGAGCCGCCCGCCAAUGCGCGGCCCCGCAUUGCAUGCCCAGGCAGCACUGCGCACCGCCCUGGCGUCGAGGCCCGUCGACGAUCCCCA
Rhodofomes roseus is the source of this 1308-nucleotide messenger RNA. RefSeq lists its product as uncharacterized. Bases 9 to 938 code for a protein of 309 amino acids. The record is from RefSeq and is a predicted model, not a curated record. The transcript has 3 exons. Lineage: Eukaryota; Fungi; Basidiomycota; Agaricomycetes; Polyporales; Fomitopsidaceae.